AUGCUUGCAGGGGUGCAUGAUUCUUUCUGGACUCAUGCAUGUGAUGUGGACCAAAUGAACGAGAUACUUCUGGACAAAUUUGUGGAGCUUUAUAGCAUGCCGAUACUUGAAAAUGUAAGUGAACUACGUCCUAUUUCUCUUCAGGAAAUUGGGUCUCAUAAAUUCAGAUCUUUCUCUGGCUUGUUUAAAAGCAACUUGGGUGGAAUGACUUGUAUUUGA
Prunus armeniaca (apricot) is the source of this 219-nucleotide messenger RNA. The record is from the annotation of a GenBank genome assembly. NCBI's taxonomy places the organism in Eukaryota, Viridiplantae, Streptophyta, Magnoliopsida, Rosales, Rosaceae.